AUGUCCGAUUCCCCCAUCCAAACGACACUUUGGCGCACCCUCGCGAUUAUCGCACCGCCCUGUCAUCCCAGCAUCUGCGUUCUCUUCGACCACCCUUCCGUUACGUCUUACGGCCUCGCUCUAUCUGCCCACCGACAGCUUCCCCCGCUGCGCCUCUUGCUCCCGCUCCUUCCUCUACCCACUCUCAGCGAAGAUCACGCCAAACCCACCUCCUCGCCACUAAUCCCUGCACUCCCAGGCCCCUCGCUCUUAGAGGGCUUCCGCGGCGCACCUUCGAUCCUUCUGCAGCCCGCGCGCACUCUGGUUCUCGAGCUCGUGUCCGUUCUGGCUCGGAUGGCCCCAGGCGCCGGCGAAGAAGUCGAAGCACGCUAGGGGCAGCCACCCGCGCGAGAUGGGCGAUCUUCCGCGCCUCCUCGUUUGAAAUCCUGUUUUGGGCCCGACCCUAUCUUGAUCUCCGUUCUAGCGUCCGCGCGUGCGUGGGCAGCUCCAUCUUGCCUCCAUCCUGCGCUGAUGGGCCAAUUCUGUCUGCGCUCUACGCUGCCUUCCCGGACCAGGCACGCCCAUCGCUGCGGUCCCCGCCUGACAUCGCUCCAUCGAACGAACGCGCGCAGAACCAACCCCGGUCGCGCGUAGCUCGCGUAUCUACCAACCCUCUACUAUCCUGGUCAGCCUGGCAGUCACUGGGACACCGACCCUCUUCUCGAUGAGUCUUCUCCGCAUGCCCCCACCUCUCGCGCUCGCGUCGACCCACCAGCGCGCGAAGGACCACACGCCCCUGCCGCAGCCAAAAUACGGGCUCCCGCUGGUACGUACACAGGGUAGCGACAAUGGCAGCGUCUCCUCGCCGCGCCUCCUUUCAUUUCGUAACGAGAUCCGCCGGCCCAGUGGUGCGAGCUCCUUUUCACACUCCCGUAUUUGUAGCAUAUGUACGCGGAACGCGUAUGGUAUUAUACUAGACAGAUGCCCCCGCUCGCUCUUCCGUAGGGCCGACGCGCGCGUUCGCGUUCGGACUCGGACUCGGACGUUUCGAUCGAGCUGAGGAGGCGUCGGUUCGAUCAAUCUCC
Messenger RNA from Rhodofomes roseus, 1064 nucleotides. RefSeq lists its product as uncharacterized. The annotation marks the transcript as partial. The transcript has 2 exons. Lineage: Eukaryota; Fungi; Basidiomycota; Agaricomycetes; Polyporales; Fomitopsidaceae. The record is from RefSeq and is a predicted model, not a curated record.